CACCGCGAUCUCCACCCCCACCGCCCCCACCACAUGCGACGCCCCUCCUCUCCACGAAGUCUGCCCCUUCUAUUCCUCUCCUUCCCUCGCCCCCUCUCUUCAGUGUGUCUGGAACGUUAUGAGCGAGGCGGGGCACCCGGGCGGGGCGUCUGGAGGCACCAGUCUGCUGCCGGACAAGCUGUGCCGCAGGGGGCUGACGGUCGCCGCGACGCACCCGAGAAGGCAGUGGUGCGGGUGCCAGAGGGGUGGGUCAGCCCACCUGUGUGAGUCUCCGGUGGUGCACAGCGUGGGCGAGGCUGAGUGUCUGGCGCACUGCUGCUCCCUCGGCAACCUCACCAUCAACCACACAGGCGGCGAACGUAUUGACGCUGAACUACAAAAAGCCUUUAGAAACAUCGUGGAGAUCCGUGGAUACCUCAAGAUCCAGAAUUCGAACAUCACCUCCACCAAAAUUCUUCCCAACCUUCGAAGUAUUGGCUGCAGGCACAAAGAUAACCAAAAUUUCUCGCUGGUGGUGUUGGACAACCCGCUGCUGCAGGAUCUCGAUCCCUGGACGGACAGCCUCACCGUGGAAGGUGACGUGUUUUUCCAGAAGAACCCGCGACUGUGCAUGCGCCACAUUCGCCGCCUGACACAAAAGUUGAACCUCUCCGAAGCAUUUGUCUCCCCGACCAACGGACAAGAGAUGCUGUGUCAGCAGGAGACUCUAAAGGUGACUGUCCGAUCCUGGCAACUGUACGGGCAGCUCGCGGUGUUCCUGAAUCCUUCACGCACCGACCUGGAACCCAACGCCACCUACUUCGUCAGUUACAGGGAGGCGCCAGUCAACAUCAACGUCACCUUCACCCGCGACUCAUGUCAUGACGACCGCUUGUGGACGGUGGUAGAGGUGACACUGCCUGAGGUGCUGCAGGAGGAGCCGCUGGUGCUAUUGAAAGGCCUGUCCCCUGCCACGCGCUACGCUCUCUACGUCAGCACCAUCAGCACCCGGUCUGCUAUCGUCACGGCCACCACCAGUCUCUUCAACCUGAGCCAACCCACGGAGGUGUCGUGGAAGUCCCUCGGCAACAGUUCCCUUCAGGUGUGGUGGCACCCGCCGCCACUGCCGCCGGACGUGGCGAUACACCACUACCUAGUGACGGUGCUGCUCCGUCCCACGCCCCCCCCACACUCUUUCUGGGACCCGGACCGCGCCCCCACGAGCUUCAGCCGCUCCUCUGAGGGACGAAUGUGGAACACCACUCGCAGCGGAGGCGACACGAAGGAGGCGUGUUCAGCCCCCCCGGAGCCACGCUUUAGCUGCUGCAGUUGCAGGCCACCCGCCCAGAAGACAGCCCCUCCCACCCCCACCACCCACAAACCCUUCGAGGAGGAGCUCUUUCACAGCAUCAGCUUCAUCAACGUGGUGCAAGAGGAGGCUGCCCUCCCUUUGCUGCACCACGACUCACUGCUCCUUGGCGACGAUAUCAGUGUAGAGGAUCUGCAGGUGUAUAGUUCAAUCCUGGGGCAGUGGCAGCCGUGGGGAGUCGGGGACCCCCAGCUGGUGCCGGUUGAAGUAAACUGUGUUUCCAACAAGAACACCAUUGACAGUUGCCAGCAUGGCGAAGGAGUAAGAGCAGACGAGAAGGUCCCAGGCCGCUACCUGCAGGCCAGUCUCCCCGCCCCCAGCGAAGACUCACGCCUCGUGCAGCACUACGAGACGAACAUCACCACCCUCACCCUUCACCGCCUGCGCCACUUCUCCCUCUACACCGUGGCCGUCACAGCAUGUCUUCAGCCGCGUCGUUGCAUCAGAACAACGCCAGUUCUCCGCUCUACCACCUCCGCCGCCGCCUCCACACCUGCGUCUUGGGAGCCUGUUUUCUGCAAGCUGUGCUCGACCGUUCCAGCCUUGCUCUCCGCUUUCACCGACCCCAGCCCCUUGGCGGACAUCGUGCCUGAAAACUCAAUGCAGGCCCUUGUCAGCAACGCCUCCUCCUCCGUCACCGUGUCUUGGCUCUCCCCGGCCUCCUUCAACGGCAGGGUUGUGUACUACGUCCUACAGUGCAAAGCCUGGCAGGGUGAAUCCCUGGAGCGGCUCGUGAGUCCUGCCGAGCACCACAAGCCAGGCCAGCGCCAGAGUGUGGUCCUCAGCACCCUGGAGCCCGGGAACUACACGUGCACGGUGGCUGCCACGUCCCUGCUGGGCCGCACAGACUCCAACGCAACCGUGUCUUUCCUCCUCAUGAGCAGCCAUGCCCCUGCGUACAGCAGCCGGGGGGAGUGGUGGGCCUCGCUGGGGGGGGCCGCGGCGCUGGCUGUGGUGGGCGCGGCGCUCCUGUGGUGGUGGCGUCGAUGGAAAAGCACCAUGUUUGUGGACGGCAUCAACUGGAAUUACAAAGAUGGGCUGGAUCUCUCCAAGUUCUGCAGGGAGGAGUUCAUUAUAGGUUGCGACAAGCUGACCAUCCUUGACGAGCAGCCGCUGGGGUAUGGCCACUUCGGAAUCGUGCGGCGGGGUGACCUGCGGACCGAGGGUGGCGUGAGGAGGGUCGCCGUCAAGACGCACAGCAGAGACGAUGACUCGAACAAAGAGAUCAGUCGGUUCCUGAAAGAGGCUGAGAUCUUGCAGGACAUCCGCUGCCACCACGUCGUGCAGCUGGUGGGCGUGGUCUCGGACUCCGACUCCCUCUACGUUGUGAUGGAGUUGAUGGAGGAGAGGGACCUCAAGGAUUACCUGAUACGAAAUAGAGACCGCGUCACAGAAAAGAGCCUGCUGGAGAUGGCGGUGCAGGCGGCUGACGGCAUGGCGUACCUGGCGUGGCGGGGGGUGGUGCACCGCGACUUGGCGGCCAGAAACUGUCUUCUGGACAGGAGCCUCACGCUCAAGAUCGGGGACUUCGGUCUCGCUAAGACCCUGAAAUCCAGUUAUUACAAAAUACAAGACUGCAAUGACAAUCUGCCAGUGCGGAUGGCCCCCGAGAGUCGGCAGAAUGGUAGAUUCAGCAGCCGCAGUGACGUGUGGUCCUACGGUGUCCUUCUGUUGGAGAUGGUGAUGCGCGGCGACUCCCCCGACUACGUGAGGAAGGGAAGAUAAAUAAACUGUGAUCGCAAGACAACUUAAACGUGAUAUUCAUAAAAGAAAAAAUACUGUCACACUAUCCCAAGACACUAUCCCGAGAAAAUCCCGAGUCACAACGCAUGUAUUAGCUGUUCGU
Eriocheir sinensis (Chinese mitten crab) is the source of this 3194-nucleotide messenger RNA. RefSeq names its product insulin receptor-like. Gene Ontology annotation, cellular component: signaling receptor complex. The transcript is spliced from 19 exons. Lineage: Eukaryota; Metazoa; Arthropoda; Malacostraca; Decapoda; Varunidae. Bases 119 to 3073 code for a protein of 984 amino acids. The record is from RefSeq and is a predicted model, not a curated record. Gene Ontology annotation, molecular function: transmembrane receptor protein tyrosine kinase activity; ATP binding; protein binding. Gene Ontology annotation, biological process: positive regulation of kinase activity; protein phosphorylation; cell surface receptor protein tyrosine kinase signaling pathway.